CUGCACAAGAGCGUGUAGUACACCACGCUGCGUUGAAGUUUCGUCAAUUUCAACCGCUCUAGCCAUGCCACCGCGAAUUCCUGCUUCUGCCGCAAGCAGUAUCUUCAAUUUAACCAGUCUCCUGCAGAGCUUGCCCGCAACCACACGGAAUCAAGCACUCACAAAGUGCUCUACCUGCCUCUUCUCCACCACAGCUCCUCUAGAAGCCAAGCGGACGAGGAAACGAAAGGUCAGGAAGCAUGUCGACCCGUAUCGAUUGGCGCAGGCCCGGCAGCGCAAGUCAGCGAAUCUUGCUCGACAAAAAGUGUUACAAGCAGAACGCGAGCUCGCACUCGGCGACCCUGUCCGAUCUCAACCGACUCCGUUUGUCAAUUCCUUGCAGGCUAAUGCUCCCAUUUCGACGAUCAAAGAGUCCUACCUGAAUUACUUCCUCAAACCAGAGGACGUCCAAAAAUCUCUCGAAUACUCCAAGUGGCUUACUGAACCUCUUCCGGAAUCCAACCCGGUUGUGGGGGGUGAAGCGCGGCUUGCUGAAAGGAUCAAGGAGCAUGCCGCUUCCCAUGGAAAUGCGUCGAAGGCUUUGCUGGCAAUUGCCUCGCUAGAAAACGCCAGCAGCAAAGAUCGCACACGCAUCAACAUUCAAAGAUGUAUUGAGGAGUUUGGUCGUCACAACACUGAAGGAGUUCUUGCACCGGGGCUUCAGAGCAAACAAAAUACCCGAAAGGAAGGUGAAGGCACCGACGCGAGUACCGUCCCUGUCCCGAAACGGAUCGGCGCAGAUACUGGAUCCCCUGAAGUUCAAAUUGCGAUACUGACGGCAAAGAUCAACGUCCUUGCGAACAACUUACACAAAAAGGAUAAAAGCAACAAGAGGCGAUUGAGGAUGAUGGUGCACAAGAGACAAAAGUUGAUGGCCUAUCUAAGAAAGCAAGACCGAGGCGGGCCAAGAUGGCAGAACGUUGUUGAGAAACUUGGGCUCAAUGAUGCCAUGUGGAAAGGAGAGAUCAGCUUGUAAAAUAUCGGUUGGAAAGAAACAAAUGUACGAUCAUGUACUAAACUUAUUUAUAUACUGUCGAUCGUGCAGCUUUGCGCCCAACGGGAUCCGUUCAACUCA
Cladophialophora immunda is the source of this 1114-nucleotide messenger RNA. RefSeq names its product ribosomal protein S15. Gene Ontology annotation, molecular function: structural constituent of ribosome. Gene Ontology annotation, cellular component: ribosome. NCBI's taxonomy places the organism in Eukaryota, Fungi, Ascomycota, Eurotiomycetes, Chaetothyriales, Herpotrichiellaceae. Gene Ontology annotation, biological process: translation. Bases 65 to 1015 code for a protein of 316 amino acids. The transcript has 2 exons. The record is from RefSeq and is a predicted model, not a curated record.